Messenger RNA from Hypomesus transpacificus, 1977 nucleotides. RefSeq names its product platelet-activating factor acetylhydrolase, isoform Ib, gamma subunit (gene pafah1b3). Lineage: Eukaryota; Metazoa; Chordata; Actinopteri; Osmeriformes; Osmeridae. The transcript has 6 exons. The record is from RefSeq and is a predicted model, not a curated record. The coding region runs from base 77 to 748 and encodes 223 amino acids.
GUAAAUUCGGCCCUGAAAUGAUUUUUUACUUUCAGGAACUACUGAAAAAUAAACCAAGCUCGACAAGUAACCAAAGAUGAGCGCAGGAGAAUGUAACCCCGCCGCCACACCCACCUCUUGUGUGGACGUGCAAGGAGAUGGACGAUGGAUGUCUUUGCACAAUCGCUUUGUUUCGGACAGCAAGGGCAAGGAACCUGACGUCCUGUUUGUUGGGGACUCUCUUGUACAGCUUUUGCACCAAUUUGAGGUGUGGAGAAAGUUGUUUUCUCCCCUCCACACUCUAAACUUUGGUGUAGGCGGUGAUGCCACACAGCACGUCUUAUGGAGGCUGGGCAAUGGAGAGUUGGACCACAUCAGCCCGAAGGUUGUGGUUCUGUGGGUGGGCACCAACAACCAUGGCCACACUGCAGAGCAGGUCUGUGGAGGCAUCAUGGCUAUUGUCCAGCUCAUCAAGAACAAGCUGCCCAAUGCCCACACCCUCGUUCUGGGAUUGCUACCCAGGGGUCGGUUGUCCAACCCUCUGCGAGAGAAGAACAGCCUGGUUAACCAGCUAGUCCAGGAGGGUGUGUCUUCACUCCCCCACGCCUCCUUUCUCAACGUGGACCCCGGCUUUGUGCUGUCAGACGGAAGCAUCUCCCACCAGGAUAUGUACGACUACCUCCACCUCACACCCAAGGCCUACCACGCCGUGUGCACGCCCCUACAUGCACACGUCAAGACCCUGCUGGAGAGACCGGCAGAGAACUGAAGACCCCCCCCCCCCCGCCUUACACUUGAUACCCACUUUCCAGAACAUACACACUACUGUAGUCUCCCCCCUUUCCCUCCCCCUGCCCUUCAGUCCUGAGGAAUGUGAUGGUGUACAGUUUUUGGUCCCAGCAACACACUGUUAAGAUCGAUGUUCCUUGUUUUAACUCGAUCGACAAGGCCCUGGGGGUUUCCUCCAGAGAUCAGUGCUGUGCUGAUCAGCGCUGUUCAGUGCUGUGCUGAUCAGUGCUGUGCUGAUUAGUGCAGUGCUGAUUAGUGCUGUGCUGAUCAGUGCUGUGCUGAUCAGUGCUGUUCAGUGCUGUGCUGAUUAGUGCUGUGCUGAUCAGUGCUGUGCUGAUCAGUGCUGUUCAGUGCUGUGCUGAUUAGUGCUGUGCUGAUUAGUGCUGUGCUGAUCAGUGCUGUGCUGAUCAGUGCUGUGCUGAUCAGUGCUGUGCUGAUUAGUGCUGUGCUGAUCAGUGCUGUGCUGUGCUGAUCAGUGCUGUGCUGAUUAGUGCUGUGCUGUACCAAAAACAUGCCUCUUGCUCUCCUUCCCCAAGGCCAGGCUUGUUCACCACUGUGCUGCUCUUCAUGGGACCGUUACUUUCGAUCAAAUUGUAGAAGCUCUGAAAUAAGCUCCUGUUGUUUUGCUUGUCAGUAACAGCUGAUGUUUUUUUUCUUAGGUUACUGGUAGAAGAUAUUAGAAUUUGUCAAAGAAAUUAUGAUCUCAUCGCUAUCCCAUAAAAUAGUUUUAUUCCAUUAUAUUCACAUUUCUUGUAUAUUAUCUUUUUCCUCCCUGUUUUGGACUUCUGUCAGUUUUGUUAAGUAAAUGUUAUUUUUGGUUAAGGCAGAGACUGAACGCCAAAAGGAUGCCACAAUGUCAUUGAAUAGGGCAAUGCUUCACUCUUUUGACAGUGAUUAUACCUGUCUCGUACUUGUUUAUGCUUUUUCAGCCGUUUGUAUCGAACCUUGCCAUUUGUUUUGAUUCUGUUUGCAAUCUGGGACGAAUGUGUCUGUACAAGAUUGUGUUGAUAGUAUGUUGCUUCAUGAAGAGAAAAGGUAUGAUUUUUUGUGUGUUACAUUUCCCUGUAAGACUGUAUGUUAAGUGCUUCUGUGGGCCUAUCAGGGCCCAUCUUGCUUGAUAAGCGAGGUGUUGCCUCAUUUCAACAACAGUUAUGUGAGUAGAGCUGUGAUGGCUGUGAUGGCAAAACAUUAAAAUGAUCUGAAAGUUUA